Molecule: messenger RNA, 4679 nt
Organism: Stegastes partitus (bicolor damselfish)
Lineage: Eukaryota; Metazoa; Chordata; Actinopteri; Pomacentridae
Gene: mamdc4
Product: MAM domain containing 4
Exons: 29
Coding region: 323-3946 (1207 amino acids)
Cellular component (GO): membrane
Molecular function (GO): protein binding
Source: RefSeq, a predicted model, not a curated record
GGACAUGUCAUAGUAUUUGCUAAACUACUACCUGCAAAAACACUGUCACUGUAAUUAGUUAACAUCAAAUAUAUUGCACUGUAAGUUUAACACAGCUGUAAAAUGUUGCAUACUGGUGCCUUCAUAACUAAUUGCACAAUGUACGGAUGUCUACACUGGAAAAUUGCCAUUUGAAGGAAAUUGCUUUAUGAUUGUUGGUUGCAGUUGCAUGCUGGGUGAUCUUAAAGUCCAGCUGUUAUCUCUUCCUCUGAGAGAUCAGAGUCAGAUAGAAAAGUGUCUCCAGGUUGUGUUCAGAGCUUCGCACUGAUCCGGUGGACGAGGAAUGAAGAAGAUGUUCCACGUGGGGAGCUCAGCCCUCCUCCUGCUGCUGACUCUACAGUUUGCGUCCUGGACUCAAGCAUGUGUGUCUCCUGAGACCAAAUGUGACUUUGUGUGCGACUGUACUCACGACUGCAGCGACGAGUUGGACUGUGGCUACAGAGGAAAAGAGUUUGAAUGUGACUUUGAGGAUGCAGGACGCUGUGGAUGGACCGACGACUCGCUCAGCUCACAGUAUCUCUGGGAGAGACGCCAGAGGGGAAGCUCGCUGCCUGAAAGUGGUCCAUCCUCCGAUUACACCACCGGCACAGCUACAGGUUGGUUCAUGGGGGUGACUUCAGUGAAGUCUGAGUCUCAACAUACUGCAGUUUUAACGUCUCCAGAAAUUAAAGAGUCUUCAGCAACGUGUCGUCUUCGCCUCAGAUAUUUCCUCUGGGACUCAGGUCGCUCUGGUUUUGGUUCUGCACCUUUGUGGGCGUCCAUCCUUCGCCAGGAUUCUCCAGAGAUCGUCGUGUGGCGUCCGGAGGCCUCCAGCGUCCGCGGCUGGAGGGAGGCCAACAUCUUUCUGGGCCGUAAUCCCUCAAGAUUCCAAAUCCGUCUUCAGUCACGUCGCUCUGAAGGACAAAAAGGAGACGUGGCCAUAGACCAGCUGGAGUUUCUAAACUGUGCUCUGCCCCUACCAAAAAGCUGUGCAGAAGGGAUGGUGACGUGCGGCAACGAGGGCUGCGUGGAGCCUCGGCAGGUGUGCGACGGCACCGAUGACUGUGGCGACGGGACGGAUGAGAUGAACUGCGAACUCAAAGGCUACCAGCGCUGCGACUUUGAGGAGGAUUUGUGUAACUGGGACCUGAGGUCACUUUCCCCACUGAAAUGGGUGAGAACCAAUCAGAAGGACAUCUCCGUCUCAGAUCCUAUGCAAGGACCAGGCAGAGAUCACUCCAACAACAGCGCAUCAGGUCACUUCCUGUAUGUCACUGUUCCUGAGCCGGGUCUUACAACCGAUUGGGCUGCUUUCCAAAGUCCUUCUCUUCAACCCACCAACAGUACGCAUCCUUGUAAGAUGGUGAUGUACACGCACCAGUUUGGGCCGAGGUCCGGCGGUUUGACGGUGUUGGUAGCAGAUCGGGAAAUUACCCCAGUUUGGGAAAGGGGCGGAUCUCUUGGUGACGUCUGGGUGAAGGCAGAAGUGGAGAUUGUCACAGACUUGACAUUCCAGAUCCUGAUAAUGGCAGCAGUCAGAGACUUUGCUUACGGUGGUAUCGCUGUCGACAGCAUUGUGUUGUCCCCUGAAUGCCGCAGAUCAACUCUAAAUAAUACUCUGGAGAAAUUCCCUAAACCCCCUAAUGACCCGUGUACGGAACCGGAUAAGAUGUGUGAUUUUCAUGAAGACUGUGCAGCAGCCGAAGACGAAGCCAAAUGUGGGGAUUUCUCUCAGGCUGAGGGCAGCUCAGGCUGGACCGACUCCAGCAUUGGAAGCCAACGUUGGGUUCUGCAUGAAAACUCCACACACAAAGAUGACGAGUACCUGUAUGUGGUCGAAGCUCCGGGUCAGCAGCUGACCGCUGCCCAGACUCGGACUCCCCUCCUCGGACCCUCUGGUCCAGCCUGUAGCCUCAGCUUCGAUUUCGCACUAACUGGGAAUCCCGCUCAUAUUGGUGACCUGUCUGUCAAAGUGAUCGACAGCCUGCUGGGUGAAAGGCCUGCACUCUGGGAGUUCAGUGGGAAGACUGGGACAGAUGAGGAAUCCUGGCAACACGCAGAAAUACUGGUUGGAAUCAGAAAGCAUCGCUUCCAGCUGGCAUUUGAAGCUCACGCUAGAAAACUUUGUCCCUGUGCCAAGAUGAUUAAAGUGAGAAACGUUCACUUCACCGGCUGUCACGUCAGCUACCUUCCAUUCUCUCCCACAGGGCUGUCGUGUAACUUUGAAGAUGGAAUGUGUGGAUGGAUGCAGGACAACAGCGACAGCUUUGACUGGACGAUGUUCAGUGGGAUGGACCACACCAUCAAAGUUGGCACCAGCCUUGUUGUGGACAUGUGGAGUCCUUCACUACGUGGCGCAGUAGGACGCUUAAUUUCCUUCCCAUAUCCAGCCGGUUCCACAGAUUACUGCCUGUCCUUCUUCUACAAACUCUACGGACCCAACACAGGUGUUCUGAACGUGAAGCUGAUGCAUAAUGGCGGUUCUGAAACCCUCCUCUGGACUCGCAGCGGAGCUCAUGGCAACACGUGGCACGAAGCUCACUGCUCUGUACCGCACCAGCUCACAGACUUUCAGCUGGUCUUUGAGGCGAUUCGCUCUGGCUUUGACGGCCGGCUGGCCAUCGAUGACGUGGUGUUCUUGGAGGGCUCGUGCACCGUACCGAGGAUAUGUUCCUUCGAGGGCCAGCAGUGUGGAUACGAGAGCUCCGGUCAAGUUCGUUGGCUCCAUCACAGUGGAUUCACCAGCACCAACGGACCCAAAUCUGACCACACUCUGGAGACCCCACUGGGUUUCUACAUGAUGGUGAACAGCGGAGCGACCGUCCUUCCCUCCGGUGGAACCACAGUCCUCACAUCAUCUGUCCGUCAAGGAACCACCAAGACCGAGUGCGUUAGCUUCUGGUAUCACAUGGGAGGAGAGGAUCCUGGUUCUCUGUCGGUAUUUAUGAAGCCAGUGAAAGGAGACCGGGUGAAGAUCUUCUCCAACAGUCUGGAUCAAGGAGAUGUCUGGCGCCAUGGCAACGGCAACAUCUCCAGUGGCCUUGUGGACUGGCAGCUGGAGUUCGAGGUGGUCGGAGCCGGAGGCAAAGACACUCACGUUGCAAUCGAUGACAUCCUUUUGUCAACUCACCCAUGUGAAGAUCGAGGUUCCAGGUGCAGCCUGGAAACUGGGGUGUGCAGCUGGAGCAACACUCAGAACGUGGAUAUGGACGAACUGGACUGGGAGCUGACGAGCCCGGAGGCCGAGCAACAUUAUUCCAUCCCAGUGGAAGACCACACUCUGGGCACAGAGAAAGGUCACUUCCUGUUUCUUCCAAGCAGCAAUCGGACGGAAGCCAAUGAGAAGGCUCGGCUGCUGAGCCCUCACCUGCCCCCGACCAAAGGCACCUGUCUGAAGUUCUGGGCCUACAAACCCCUCUCAUCGGACAACAAGCUGAACCUGUGGAGGCUGUCUGAGGGCCGCCUCCAUCAGCUGGUGCUGGAAGAUGAACUGGGCGGAUCAUGGACACGCUUUGAUGUCGACAUCACGUCUGACGAGGAAUACCAGAUCGUGUUUGAAGGAGUCAAAGGGACGUCCGGCGUUGUGGCUCUGGACGACAUCGAGUACACCAUCGGCAUCGACUGCUCUAAAAAAGUCACAGAUGUGCAGACUUCCGGUAAGUCGAGCAACACCGGAGGCAUCGCGGCGUCUGUCAUCGUGGUUCUGCUGCUCAUCGCCACCCUGAUCGCUCUGCUGGUUUACUACCUGAGAACCAAGAACAGAGCUCAGGCCACGUCCGGCCCGUCGUCCUCCUCGGCUGGAGGCGGUUUCAGCAAUGACACAUACGAAUCACAGGACCGUGUGGCGUUUCCACAAACACAGAACCAUCCAGUGGCAGCCGGAUUCAAUGACAUCCCUGACUACGCUGAGGUCACAGAGAUGGCGUGAGACAGACGGGGAACUUGUGGCGCCACAUAAACGUGGUUUUGUGAAAUUAAGGUGAUAUCACAGCAGAAGAACUGCUUGUGUCACCCUCAUAUGAACACACACACACACACACACACACACACACACACACUAAAUACAAGCACAACCCACACAGUGACACACGGAUGAAGGCCUCAGAUCUGGUGGAAACCUUCGAGGGUCGCAGCUCGCUGCGUCUGGACAGAAGUCAGAAGGACAAAUGUGUUGCGGAUGGAAAUUAGAUUAAAUCAGCGGCGAGGACAACGUCAGUGGCACAAACGGCUACUUUAGGCAGAUUUAGGGUCUGUAAGAAAGUUCCAACAGCUUCAGGUCAAGUGCAACUAGUUUAAAGAGAACUCAGCAGGUUGGAGUCCUUUUUUAUAGCUUAAAGGGGCAUUCCGCCUAUUGUACACGUCUAAAUAAGCUCAAGGACUCCACGUUUACAACAGAAAAACGUUUGAAAGGAGUUUACAGAACGUCUGCACGUCUGAUCUGUUGCUCAGAAAGUUGUGAAAUGCCCCUUUAAAGAGAAAGUAGGUGGAUAAGAACGACUGUGAACAGAUGUAAAAGGACGCUGAUGUGUAACGCUACUGUUUGGUACAGAUUGUAGGACGGAUGUAUUCUUUUGGAUGUCUUGGAGGUUUAACUUCACUCUAAUUUAAAAUAAGCUGUAAUCGGGCUCUGAUGAUAAAUGAAAUAAAGCCGAGCAUUGAAA